Molecule: messenger RNA, 2169 nt
Organism: Tetrahymena thermophila SB210
Lineage: Eukaryota; Ciliophora; Oligohymenophorea; Hymenostomatida; Tetrahymenidae
Product: EF hand protein
Exons: 1
Molecular function (GO): calcium ion binding
Source: RefSeq, a predicted model, not a curated record
AUGAAAUUUAGAAAUUAAUCAGACUAAACUUAACAAAUUAGCUCUAAAUCUCCUUCUAAAAAUGAUCAAUCUUUGGUCUAAAAUGCAAGUUAGAAUGAUAUUAAAGAAUUCUACUCUAAAAACGACUAAUUUAAUCAAAAUAAAAGCUUACUCAUGAAAAAAGAAUAUUAAAAUUGGCUGCGAAAAAGGUAUAGAGUUAGAGCUAAUAUAAAUUAUUUGUGGAAGGCUGAGUAGCUUUAUGAUAAAAAAUAGUUAGAGGAGCUAUUCGAUACAGUGAUUUAAAAUUCACCAGAUAUUUACAAAUUUGAAAUGAAUUAGGAUAGUUCAAAUAAUCAAGAUCAGUCAAUCAAUUUAGAAGCUUUUUAUCAUGUAAUGAAGAAACUAGGAAAAUAAAACUUUAUGGAUCGCAACUCUUUUAAUAAUAUUUUACAUUUAAUUGACAGAGAUGGUAAUCGCAAACUAAAUAAGAAUGAAUUCUACACAAUGCUCAUGUCAAAAACGAUUAAUCAAUAGAUUUUUAAGCUGAACUAAGGAUCAUGGAAAAAGCAGUUUGACUGUUAGUAAAAUAAAGACAAUUCACAAAAGAAAAGAACUAGAUUUGUGUCUGCUGAUUCAAAUUACUAAAAAUAAUUUGAUAAUGAAGUAUUACCGAGUAUUAAAUAAAAUAAAAUGAAUAUAUAAACAAAAGACUACCAAUAAUUUAAUAUAAAUGCUUAAAAAAUUCUAUCUACUGCUUGUACUCCUAUUAAUAAUCCCAGAAAUAGAAAUAAAAACUUUAAACAUAAUUAACUCAAUAAUAGUUGCUUAGAAGUAAACAAUUCACAUGUAAAUAACUUUUCUUAAAUAGAUAUGACAAAAAUGAUUGGAAAUCUUAAGUAUGAAAACGAUAGAAGCAAGUUACUCAAAAACUUUGAAAGCGUUAGAAAAGAAAAAUCUAUAGAUAUUGAAGAGAAAUGUGAUAAAUUAAAUCAAAUUCUCCAAUAAAAACACUUUAACGUUGAUCAUAUUGGCAUAUCUCCCACUUCUAAGCUUCUGUCUAAACAAAAAAUAUAAGAAAUAAGAAGUAGAAAAUAAAGUUUGUCUCCUUCACCUUAAACUGAAAAUAAGUUACAUCCAUAGAGCUAAAUUGAUCUUUUUGGUGAUUAGAUAUUUAUUUCUUAGGUUAAUUAAUAGAUACCAAAUUAAAAUUAAAAGUAAUUCAAGAUUCUCCCUUCAAUAAACAAAGAUAAAAGCAAUCCUUUUACUUUAGAUAAUUCUACAAAUAUAGGAUCAAACUUAGAUGAUUUUACCAUUUAAAAUAAAAGUAAUGCUCACAUAUAAAGUUUGCCUCGUACUCACAAUAGAAUAGAUAUGAAGUUUCAUUUUGUUAAACAUCUAUCCGAAAUCAACUUUGAUGAAUAAAAAGACUCAUAAGCUAAUAGUAUUUAGCAAACAAACAACAUGAUUUAUGAUAAGCAAUAUAAUAACUAUCACUAAAAUUACAUUAAAUAUAAAUCAAAUACUUGUUCCGUAAAAAGAAAUGCAUAAAAAUAAAAUUCACUGCUAUCUUCUGGAUAGCCUUCUUAUCAAAACUUAUAAAUUCACUAAAGUAUGGAAUUUAUUGAUAAUGAUGAUGACAAUGAAAAUUACCAUAUUAGUUUAAUUUCUGAUAAAUAAAAAUAAGAUUUAAAUUAAUUUAAAUUAGAAGAUUAAGAAGAUGACUAAAAUUUUGAAUUAGAUGACGAAGAUGAAGAGUUAUUUCAAUUUAGCAAAAGGGAAUUAGGAAUGAUUGUAGAAAGAGCAAAAUACAAAGGAAAAAAGUAAGCCUAAGUUCUUAACAUAGGAUAAGAUCUAAAUCAUUUAGCCUAAAAAGAAAGAAGUAGAAAAGAAACUAUUUAAUCAAACUUAAAAGAAAUAACCAAUAACAGUAUUAUCUAUAAUUAAUAUCCUAAGAAUAUCAGAAAAACCUUUAAGCAGAAUAGCUUUGAUUCUAUACAAAUGCCAAAAAGUACCAAAAGAUCUAGUAAUUCAAAAUUAUAAUAAUCAAGGCAAAAUAGUAUUUAACGUAUCUUCUAAAAUUAACAAACUCAAUUUUAAAAUGAAAGCAUCAUAUUAGUAGAAAAUAAACCCAAUAGAGAUCUUUCUACUGACAGUUCUUAUGUAUUUUUAAAACUUUAGAAGAAACAGUGA